Molecule: messenger RNA, 737 nt
Organism: Poecilia latipinna (sailfin molly)
Lineage: Eukaryota; Metazoa; Chordata; Actinopteri; Cyprinodontiformes; Poeciliidae
Product: integumentary mucin C.1-like
Exons: 1
Coding region: 183-689 (168 amino acids)
Source: RefSeq, a predicted model, not a curated record
CUACAACCAGCGCUGCUCCAACUACAACAGAUGCUCCACCCACAACCACUGUGGCUCCAACAACAGCUGCCUCAGCAACAACUACAGCUGUCCCAACCACAACAGCCACUGCUACAACCACAACUGCUCCAACCACAACAACGGCUGCCCCAACAACAACCACAACUUCUCCAACCACAACAAUGGCUGUCCCAACAACAACCACAGCUCCUCCAACUACAGCAACCACUGCCCCAACAAUAACCACUGCUUCGCCAACAAUAACAACAGUGGCCCCAACAACCACAUCUGUCCCAACCACAACAACAGUUUCCCCAACAACCACAGGUGCUCCAACAACUACAACCGCUGCUCCAACCACAACAACCACUGUUGCGCCAACCACAACAGCUGCUCCAACUACAACUCCUUCUUCAACCACAACAGCUGCCUCAACAACAACAGCUACUCCAACCACAUCAACCACUGUUGCACCAACCACAACAACAGCUGCUCAAACCACAACAUCUGGUGCUCCAACCUCAACAACAACUGCAACUUCUACCACCACAACUGCUGCAGCAUCUACAACAACAACUGCUCCACCAACAACCACUGUUUUCCCAACUACAACUGCUUCUUCAGCAGGGAGUCAUAAAAUAAGUUUUCUUUUGCUCACAGCAGUCAUUACAGUAGCUUUUUUUAACUGAAAAUUGGACUAAAAAUCUUCACAAUCAUCUCUAGGAGUUUUUCAUUAU